Thrips palmi is the source of this 1473-nucleotide messenger RNA. RefSeq lists its product as uncharacterized. The record is from RefSeq and is a predicted model, not a curated record. Bases 464 to 1033 code for a protein of 189 amino acids. The transcript has 2 exons. NCBI's taxonomy places the organism in Eukaryota, Metazoa, Arthropoda, Insecta, Thysanoptera, Thripidae.
CAGAGUCAUCUCAACUUAUAUUUCCUAAACAAAGUGCAAUGUGGAAACAAGUCAAGUGGAACCAUAGUCAGCAGAGAGUGUUGGUGUCUCUGGUGCAUCUUUUGGACUUUGCUUAUUUUUCCGUUUAAAUUCUUAAGAUGAAAGGGAGUCAAGUUGGGUUAUAUCUUUAUUCAAUGUAGAUUUUCUCCUUAACUACUUGGAGUUGAGUCCAAUAAUUUGGCGCAAUGAUGCAAACCAUUCUAAGACACAAUUAUAGAAUUAAAACUCAAUUUGAAGAUAAAUGGAAUUAUUCCCUUCUUCCGCUUCCUGGAUGAAUCAUUGUGGCACUCUGAUAGCGUCAGGAUUAAACUUUGCAUGAGCGGGGGAAAAUCACUCACACCUAUCUUAGACUGAAUAUCACAUUUUGCGUACUCGAAAUUAGCCCCACCUGGCGCGGUUUAGGGAGCCCCCGACAGUGCGGGAGAUGGUGUUGGCUCUUCAGGGCCAUGUGAUGCUUGCUGGUUGCCUACUGUCAGGCGUGCAGGGAAUUGGCCCCUCCUUAAACGUCCCAAUUUUCCUCCAGCUCUUCCGCGUUCCCUUGCCCACAGUUCCCACGGUGGCUCUGCCGCGACAGGCAUCGGCCCCGGCGGCCCUGAAGCUCGCCCUGCGGUACUUGGAGGAGCACGGCGCCAUCGAGCUGCAUCUGUGCGGCCGCCGGCACUGCAGCAGCCUGUUGCUGUGGGGGACGACUCGGGAGGGGGCGCUGCGCUACGACACGGGCACGCGGUGCAACCUGUAUGGCAGGGUCUGCGACCAAGUCAAGUACUACGGCAUAUGGGCCCGCGACUUCACCCCCGGCGAGGUGGAGCUGGUCGUCGAGCACCAGCGCGGCCAGCUCGCCGUGUGGCGGAGGGAGCGGCCGGACAGGCCGGCGGUGGUCCCCGUGGAGGCGGACUACGACACGCUGCGCGUCAGGCCGUGGUUCUGGAGCACCGACAUGCCCGUGCAGUUCUCUCGGACGUUCCCGCGGCUCUCCAAGGACCUCUCACCAUGAACAAAACCACCUUCUUCUGUCGCCCAACUUAUGCAUUGGAGACGAGAAACUAUAUGAGUAUGCUGGUUCAUUCAGAAUUAUUUCACAAAAAAAAUGUACAAAAUAUUGUCUCAGUUGUUGAGUUAGUUUAAAAACCAAAAGGCAACCUUCUACAUCCAUUGUUUUGAUGUCCUUCAUCUCUCAUGGUUGACAUUGAACUUAACAGUCGCAUGGCACAAAAGUUACCUCCGUACACAGACGGGAAAAAAAUAAAAUGAAAAAAUUGCGAUGUCAUGCGGGACCACAAUGUGCAUUCAAACCGCUAACUGUGGACUUUCUCCCGAAAAGUUUCGAAAGCUUGAUUUCAAAUAGUUGAGCAUCCAUGAAUAACCGAAACAUGAUGAUUCGAAAUUCAUCCGUAGUUCCCAAACAGGCAAUCUCGUGGGUCGUGGAGAAGUCAA